AGGCACGACAGGCAGGCGGCGACGACGAUGAGCUCUGCAGACGCUCAUGGCCGGUGAUGGUGCACUAUGCAGCAGCAGACACCGAACUCCGGCACGACUGCUCCUGUGCUGCGCAAAGUUGUACAUUCCGGCCCCGACAAGCCGGGGAACACUACGCCCAAUCAGCGGCCUCCAUUCGUGACAUCUCGUUCGAGUGCGAACACCAAAGCAAGACCGACUGGCUCCCCGGGAUGGUCAUCUCCGUCUGCGGUGUCGAGCGACGCCGGUGUGGCGCGAGUCGCUCACACCAACGCAAGCGCGCUGAAUAAUGCCCAGCCAAAGGUCAUCAAGGCCAGCCUUUCCCAUGCCAACACAGCGACUAGGCCGCCCUUCUACGGUGCACAGUCUGCGCCCACCUUGAGAGCGCAGACAAACGGCCCGGCCACAACUCAGGAUCGUCCGUCCAUUGUUUCGCGCGCCACGACAUCUCUUCGCUCUACUCCGACACAAGACAAUCGGCCUGCUGGGAUGGUCAAAGCAAAGAGCUCGGGCGGAGGUGCAAUCAAUUGGGCAGACGCAACAGAUUCGCCCCUCAUGGCAAGAUCGAAAAGUGCAAUCAACUCGAACGCGAGAAUCCAAGUUGGACAGGAUGCCGUCUUCACUACGACGAGACCACGAUCACGCAUGUCCACUGCAUCCUCAUCCGGUGGUAUCGGCGGCAGCGAGUCCGCUCGCUCCUCGCCAAUCGUAAAUAGAACGCCCGCGACCGUCUUUGUGCCAUCUGCAGGCACCCCCACUGUACUGCUACCGCUGAGCUCACCUACGAGACGUACUGCCUUUUCCCCAUCAGCCAGCGCCGAGACCCUUCUGCCAGCCCUGCCAAUAUCUGGUGCGUCACUUGAGAAUGAUAUGAACGGAGCCUCCGACGAGCUCGAGGCUUGGAAAGCCAAACUCAAUGAAGAAGCAGACGCCAGGGAGCGAGAGCGAGAAGCUCGCGUCCAUCGAAAGAUUCUGGAUUUGGAGAUCACAAACGCUUCGUUGCUCGCCAUCAACGCCUCGCUGGAGACUGCCAAGCUCAAGCAAUCAUCUGAGAUUCGCAAUUUACGCAGACUCAAUAGCGACUUUGCACUCGAUCCGAGCGUACUCGCUUCUGCCGGCCUGCUCUCGCCGGGUCGUCACGCUCAACAUGACGACUUCUCCUCGCACGCUGCGCUAGCAGCUGAUGAGCCAGGACAAAGUGACGAAGAGCAAGAUCUCGAGACAGUCAUGGCACAAGACCAUGCUUAUGCUGCCAUCGUCGUCAAACUCGAUAUGCUGCUGCGCUCAGGCAGAGAUGCGCUGGCCAAGUCGGCAGAAGCGGGUGGUAACAAAGUGCUGACGGCGCUCGAGAUUGAUACUUCGAUCGACGACGGAACUCCUGAUCUUUCGUAUAGGCAGCAGUCCUUGUCUGUGGACCCAGAUGAGAGCACCACGAGUCAUUCAGCUUCUCCGGACGUCGGGCUGUUCAGGAACCGAGUAUCUGUCCGCUUCAAUGUGAGCACUCAGACCGACGAUGCGGACUGGGCACAGUCGUCGCCAUCUUCACCGAGCGAGACACAUCCAGCCGAUUAUACUGGCAAGUCGUUUCUCUUUAAUGCAAUUGCAGACGUAUGAGUAUUUCUGGCUGUUGUAAUCAACAACAUCUGUACUGGACUUCAUGCCAAGUACUGCUGCGCUUUGAGCCACUCUUUGACAUCUCCGCGAUCUCUGCUCAGCCAUGCCGCCUUUGCUCGUACCGAGUCUAGCCCCUGCUUGAGGGCUUGAUGAUAGGCAGCGGUAUCUUUCUCCUUGAAGAAAGCUUCGACCGCGUCCGCAUCUUUUGUCGUCGACAGUCCUUCGAAAGCGUAGCCAAUGAUGCGACCAAGCUGGAAGCCGCCGUCGAAUCGACGGUAAAUCAGAUCGUAAUUCUCUUGCAGCCAUGUCCAAACCA
Messenger RNA from Mixia osmundae IAM 14324, 1948 nucleotides. RefSeq lists its product as uncharacterized. The record is from RefSeq and is a predicted model, not a curated record. Bases 67 to 1632 code for a protein of 521 amino acids. Lineage: Eukaryota; Fungi; Basidiomycota; Mixiomycetes; Mixiales; Mixiaceae. The transcript is spliced from 4 exons.